Bactrocera dorsalis (oriental fruit fly) is the source of this 2534-nucleotide messenger RNA. RefSeq lists its product as uncharacterized. The transcript has 2 exons. Bases 1232 to 2152 code for a protein of 306 amino acids. Lineage: Eukaryota; Metazoa; Arthropoda; Insecta; Diptera; Tephritidae. The record is from RefSeq and is a predicted model, not a curated record.
AAGGGGUUAUAUACACUUAUUUUCUAAAAAAAAUCGGUUUUUCUAAGAUUUUUUUUUGCAAAGGCGGGAUUUUUUAAUAAUAAUUGAACACUGUUGAUAUGUUUAUAUAUGUUUAAAGUUGUUUAAUUUAAUUUUUUAGUUAAAAAUGUGCCCAUUUGUUGGCACUACAGCUGUUGUGUCGAUACACUUUUUUUCUGUGACGCUUUGCGGUGAGCAUGAUAAGUAGGUAAUGGUUCAUCUGCAAUCAAAUAAAAGAAGAGUUUUCUUUAGCUUAUAUUAUAACGCCGUACUUGAAUGAAGGAUUUGGCGAAAUAAACAUUUUUACGCAAGUGGUGAUGAUUUUACUGAAAAGAUCGAUUUUUGUGUGUCUAAAAAUUCAUUUUUUUCAUUCCCAAAAAAAAACUCUUGUUUCAAAUAAAAAAUCCUUCGUUCAAGUACGAGAUAUUGUAGUUUUCAAGUAGCUAGCAAAAAAUUAGACCGAUAGGUCGCAUGGUUCUUUAGAAACCUUGCUCACCGCAACGGUACUUUUUAAAAAACAUCAUUUCGAGAUAAUCGCGUUUAAAGUUUUGGCACGUACUUGGGGGCAUAUGGGAGGAGCGCGCUGUUGACAGCUGUAACUUUGGUUCUAGUGCUCAGAUCUCUAUGAAAUUUACAAGAAAUAAUCUUAAAGGGAUAUACUUUAAGAAAAUGCAAUAAAAAAAAUAUCGAUUUUUCCAACCAACACAAGUGUAUAUAACCCCUUAACCUUUAUGUCAACAGCAGAACUUUUUUACGCACGUCAACAGCAACACACCCGGGUAUGUACAUACGUUUUGUAUGGCAAAUGGCAUGCCGUUAUAACUCGGCAGGUACACAUUCAACUAAUCGCUUGCGAUUCAGAUUUUUUUACUAAUAAUUCAAUAAUAUUUCUAAUAAUUCAAUAAAUAAUGAUUCAGUAGUUGGUGACGAGGCUUUAGAUGAAUUUGUAGGUGAUAUUCGUGGUGAUGACUCAGACUUAGAAGAGCCCACGUUACCAGAAUAUGACCCAGAGGACGACAGUGAUUCUGAUGAAGAACUAGAAGAUGCACCAAUUGAAGCUGGGGAAUAUUUUACUGCCAGAGAUGGUAAUGUUUGGUCUUCGAUACAACCACAACCUGUAAGAUUCCGUACGCACAACAUUCUAAGAAGUGCACAACCUGGACCAGUACGGGCAACGCAAGGUUUGACCAUUUCAGAAACGUUCAAAUUGAUAAUGUCAGACGAAAUAUGCGACAUAAUUUUUCGGGAAUCAAAUCGAAAGGCAAGGCAAUUCUUUGAUGAUGACAAUGCAAAACAUCCAACAAGAGAACCGAGAUCAUGGAUUUCCAUAACAGAAAGUGAAUUUGAUGCAUAUUUGGGCGUACUUUUGCUAAGUGGCGUUACACAUUCUGGUUACGUGCAUACGAAAGAUUUGUGGAAUACUAAAUCACAUCCAUUAUAUCGUGCUGCAAUGAGUGUACGACGAUUUUGGGAAAUUAGCCGCUUCAUUCGUUUUGAUAAUGGAAACACACGCCAGCAACGCAAACAAACUGACAAAGCAGCAGCAAUAUCGGACGUUUUUUCGAUGCUAAACAGCUGUCUUCGUAGAUAUUACGUGGCAGAAGCCAACGUCACCGUAGUUGAACAAUUGUAUGCUUAUCGUGGUGGAACUGGCUUCACGCAAUACAUACCAUCAAAACCUGCCAAAUAUGGGAUAAAAGUGUGGUGGGUGUGCGACUCCAUUUCGUCCUAUCCAUUGCAGGGACAAAUCUAUACAGGAAAAGCACCGUCUUGUGAACGUGAAAGAAACGUUGAUGAAAGAAUAGUCAAAGAUUUAUGUAUCAACCUUUUUGAUGGAAGUGGAAGAAAUAUUGUAUGUGACAACUUUUUCACUAGCUACAACUUGGCAAAAUCUUUGAUGAUAGACAAUAAUUUAUCCAAGGCCAUCGAAGCCAUGAUAGGUAGGCCCAUCCGAGUUGUGGAUGAUGGAGCACAUGAAGCGGAGGAGCGUGAUAGUACGGGACGCCUAAAAGUAAAGGAGAAUUGCUACAUCUGCUCCAAACGACGCCCUACUCGUAAAGCAUGCACAUUAUGCAACAAACCAGUGUGCGCAGAGCAUUCCAAAGACUUGCCGCAAUGCGAUAGAUGUAAUUGAAUUUCAAUAAUUUUAAAUUUUUUCGUAGUUUUUUUAAUAUUUUUUUAUAAGUAUUUUAUAAUUUAUAAUAAUUUUUAUGCCAUAAGUAUUUUUUUCACUCAAAAUAAACUAUAUUUUUCAAAUAUUAUCAUAUUUGCAUGCGUUUACUAUACAUAUGGUAUGGUAUACCCAGGUAUGUAUGCUGUUGACGUAAGGGUGCAACUUUGUAAAUGGGCUUUAUCUACCAAACGGAUGAUCCAAUCCUAACCAAAAUUGAGACUAUUACGUAAAACAGUUUUCGCUAGGAUAUCACGAAAUUUCAAGUCGAUCCGAUUAUCCAGUUCAGAGCUACAGCGUUUUGAAAACGCAAAACAUACCCAGGUAUGUUGCCGUUGACAUAAGG